Messenger RNA from Anopheles moucheti, 1857 nucleotides. Its product is annotated as golgin subfamily A member 7. The record is from RefSeq and is a predicted model, not a curated record. The transcript has 3 exons. Gene Ontology annotation, cellular component: palmitoyltransferase complex. Gene Ontology annotation, biological process: protein targeting to membrane; peptidyl-L-cysteine S-palmitoylation. NCBI's taxonomy places the organism in Eukaryota, Metazoa, Arthropoda, Insecta, Diptera, Culicidae. The coding region runs from base 262 to 696 and encodes 144 amino acids.
AAACAUUAUCAUUUUCGCGAGUGAAACUUGAUAUUUUGGGGAUUUUUAUCUUCUGCGUAGGCAUUCAUUGUUUAAUAUUGUCCGUGCUUAAUGCGCUAAACUGCUGCACUGUUGUGGAAAGUGACGUCAAGUGUGGUGACUGUGCAAAGCUGUGUACUGUUGUGUAGCUCGUUCGUUCAUGUAAACUGCACAAAAGGUACUGGCUGCUCCCAACAACAGAACGGAACACUAGCGAACACCAUAAGGCUAGCAUUCCCACCAAUGGCCAAUGUACGAAUGUCUCAGCCGGGCACGCCGGCCACCACCCAGCCAAACUACAUGAAAGUAUUCAUCCAGCGGGAUUACAGUGAAGGCACUUCGGUAAAAUUCCAGAACCGCUUUCCCCCGGAGCUGGAGAGUAGGAUCGAUAGACACACCUUCGAGAGCACCAUGAACAAAUUGAACGAAUAUUUCGCGGAGGCAGAAAAAGGUUCCUGCAGCACAUAUUGCGAAGGAUGUCUGGCCUGUAUUGCAGCUUACUUGAUUUACAUAUGCACGGAAACACACUACGAAAAGUGUCUCCGGAAGGUGUCGAAGUACAUCGCGAUGCAAAACGAACGGGUAUACAAUCCAAAAGGGCUGCAAAUCACGGACCCGGUGUAUCGCGGGCUGCGUGUAAUAGAAAUUUCCAUCCUAGAUCGACCCGGGCGCACGUGACUGCCGCUCUCUCAUUCAACGGAGGAGUUUUUCAUGUAGGAAGGUGUCGCCCGCGCGUAGCCAAACGUGUCCUCCGGCGAAUAGACGGAAUUAGGGGAAAACAACGCAGCAUUAGCGUGCAGCAAUCGUAUGGAAACAUAAAGUUAAAGCAAAACUUCCAAUCGACGACCGGGUGUCGGGGUGACUGGGACGCGAAUCUUUGCGAUACUGUAAUUCCAACCCGAGACAGAACCGACGGACAGAUAGACGCCUAGACACAUACUCACUUUACAUCAGAAACGACUUCUUCACACCCAUAGCGACAAACCUUUUCCUGUAGAAAACGUCUACGAACGAGACAACGAUACGCUCGGGAAGAUUUCAUCUGCCGCAGCGUCAGCGGGACGAUACGUCAUGUUGAAUAUGUUUAAAGUAGCCAACCUUUUACCUAAGCCCCCCCGUAGUGCGGACAUCGCGGUUGCCCCACUUCCCUGUGAGCAGAGUUCAGCCGGUAGUUUGUUUUGGUCAGCGGUAACCGCUUACACUAUGACCUCAUACCCAUAAUGGUGGCAUUAGUCGAGACCGAUUGAGAUCGUAUCGCAGGGCAUAAGAUACGCAAACCUGAAAGCAAGUGAGUGAGAGGACUCGCACACGCAAAUCAGAUAUCAUCACAUUAAUUCCAUUACUUAUACAAACCCCUCUUAACUUAUACUGUAAGGCAGUAGAAAAACAACGUAAAGCGAGCGGUGGGAAACGAUGUAUAUGGCUACAACAGCGCUCUCUCUUUCCCUUUUGCCACACCUUUGCCGUCUAGGUACACCAACCGCCAACCGACACGUGGAUCGGGAGUUCGGGCACUAAAGAUAACGAAUGGCAGCAGUUGAGUCAGCUAGUGUGACUGACAAACGUUUCUUUUUUUAACAAAACACACACGUUGUAGUUCUGUUCUGUUUAGGGGAUUUAACCCGAUUCUUGAACUGUAUUGCAUCAACCGAUGCGCUGACGGGUGGUGAAGGUAGAAUGGUGAACGAGUGAGCGAAUGGCAACGUUAAUAGUGGAAUGCAUUUGUGCAGGAGGUAAUAAUAAAUGAGACGAAAAAGAUGGUUCUAUAUUUAUCUGUAAGCGCAAAGGGUGUCCUUUAUUUGUACAGUUUCACUGAGAAAAUAAAGGGAUGUUUUAAAC